Molecule: messenger RNA, 1017 nt
Organism: Penicillium verhagenii
Lineage: Eukaryota; Fungi; Ascomycota; Eurotiomycetes; Eurotiales; Aspergillaceae
Exons: 4
Coding region: 1-1017 (338 amino acids)
Source: RefSeq, a predicted model, not a curated record
AUGAUCAAUAUGCCGACAAAUCCGGGAGCUCCGCAGCAGGCGAACGUGAAGCUUGUCAGCCUCUUUCAGCAUCCCACCAUGAUCGCAACAGUUGCAGUAGCCGGCGCUACUGGGGCCGUGGGGAGGACUCUGGUGGAACAAAUCCGGAAAGAGAACAAACUUCGCGUGAUUGCUCUGACACGGCGGGAACACUUCGAGUCCCCAUUCGACAAUGUGCAAUAUGUGCAGGUUGACUACGAUGACGGCCCAUCACUAGUGCAACAUCUAGAGCGUAACGAAGUACUUACGGUGAUCUGUGCGAUUGGAAUGUUGGGAGAAGACUGCUCCGAAGCGCAGCUCAAUUUGAUUCAAGCGGCCGACCGCGCAAGUACGGUAAAAAGAUUCAUGACGAGCGAAUUCGGAUAUUUUACAUCUGAAGAGAGAAGGGACAUUGAUCCCGGGGUUGACUGGUUCCUGAAGGCCGCAGAUCUUCUUAAGAGCAGCGGCUUAACCUAUACUCGCCCUGUGUGUGGCGUUUUUAUGGAUUUCUUGGGGAUGCCAUAUGCUCAAUCAAACAUUACUCCGAUGAACAUUGUCAUCGACGUCCUCAAUCGAGAAGCCCACCUCCCCGGGGAUGGCAAUAGCCCUUUGACCAUGAUUUAUAGCUAUGACGCCGCAACCUUGGUUGCCAAGCUAUUAGAAGCGGAAGAAUGGUCCGAGUUUAGCUUCUGCAACGGUGAAGAUACUACGUUAAGUGAAGUCCUCAAGGUAGCAGAGGAAGUCCGCGGUCAAAAUUUUGAUGUCGUAUAUUUGAAGCGUGAGGAUAUCGACAAAGGCGCAAUACCUAUACUGAAGAUUCCAAGGGGGAGUGGCAUUGAGCCAAAGGAACUUCUAGACUAUAGCGUAUUCGGGUAUCAGAUGUACCUCAGGAAAGGCUUCCAGCUACCAACAGAAGGGCGAAUUGGGAACUUAUUCCCUGGCUUCAAGCCUAGAACAGUUCGGGAGUUUUUAGAAUCGAUUUGGAGAUUUAAUUCGUAG